Salvelinus sp. IW2-2015 is the source of this 2638-nucleotide messenger RNA. Its product is annotated as G/T mismatch-specific thymine DNA glycosylase. Gene Ontology annotation, molecular function: pyrimidine-specific mismatch base pair DNA N-glycosylase activity; uracil DNA N-glycosylase activity. Gene Ontology annotation, cellular component: nucleus. Gene Ontology annotation, biological process: base-excision repair, AP site formation. NCBI's taxonomy places the organism in Eukaryota, Metazoa, Chordata, Actinopteri, Salmoniformes, Salmonidae. The record is from RefSeq and is a predicted model, not a curated record.
ACGUCCCAAUGAAUCCGGAUAACACUGACACUUGCCACAGAGGCUUGUAGCCAAAGAAAACAACCUCGGGAAUUUAAAUGUCCGUUGAGCAAACCAACGCUAAAAUGGGGGAGAGAGGCUUGGAAAAUGUGUAAAUUAUGCAAAAAAAUGUUUUUGCAGUUUAUAUGAUAUUACCAUACAUUCCUGAUAUCAAUACAACAUUUGAUAUACACUAAACCUUUACUAUGCAUUUCAGGAGAAGAACGUUUAACUUAACCCCCCCCACCAUUAUCAUGUUGGUAUCUUCCCAUGUCAAAGUUGACGUGCUUUACUGUCAUGUCUUUGUUGCUUCAAUGCUAGCAAGUCCAGCGCCAAAGUGAUUGAGCACAAUCGUUUUUAAGAAAGAAAAAACAAAUUCAACCAUUUCUGUAAUAGUAAAUCCAAGAUGGAAGAAAAGCUGUAUGGAUCAGUGCCUGUCCCCUCGGAAUAUCUUCAACAGUGGAUUCAGUCAGCUCAACAGCUUCAGGCUCUGCAGGGCCAGUAUCCGGGCAUCAACCAUCACCACAGUCCUCACCCUCACUACACAGAGGAACCAAGAGAGGAGAGAGUCAUGGCACAUGCACAUAUGGCUGUCAAUGAUGAGCUCAUGGCUCAGCAAGAACCUGCCAACUUAGCGAAAGCUCCAGCGAAAAAGCGAGGGAGAACGGCACAACCAAAGGAACCCAAGCCACCCAAAAUGCCCAAGCCACCCAAGGAGCCCAAGGCCAAACCGGGCCCCAAGCCACCCAAGGAGCCCAAGGCCAAACCGGGCCCCAAGCCCAAGAAAGGCAAGGAGGGUCAAGAGGCUGACGGCACGCAGGAGAAGAUGGACGAGACCGUCCAGAAGGUCAGGAAGAAACGAGACCGAUUCAAGGGCAUGACGGAGGAUGAGGUCAUGAGCAGAACUCUGACUGACAUCCUUGACUACAACUUGGACUAUGUCAUUAUUGGAAUCAACCCAGGUCUGGUGGCAGCCUAUGUUGGACGAUGGUUCCCUGGCCCUGGAAACCAUUUCUGGAAGUGCCUGUUCUUGUCUGGAUUCACUGAUGAGCAGCUCAACCACAUGAGCGACACCAGCCUGCCAGCGAAAUAUAAGAUCGGUUUCACCAACAUGGUGGCAAGGACAACGCCCGGAAGCAAAGACCUUUCAACUAAAGAGCUACGUGAGGGUGCCUUAAUUCUUGUCGAAAAGCUGAAGAAGUUCAAGCCUCUCAUUGCUGUUUUCAAUGGAAAAUGUAUCUAUGAAAUGUUCUGCAGAGAGAUGUUUGGAAAAAAGCCCAAGAAACUUGACUUUGGUCUGCAGCCACACAAGAUACCUGACUGUGAAGUGGCGUUGUAUCUGAUGCCGUCGUCCAGUGCCCGCUGUGCCCAGUUCCCCCGUGCCCAGGACAAAGUACACUUCUACAUCAAGCUGAGGGAAUUAAGGGACCAGCUCAAGGGCGUGGCCAGAACAGACGACAUUCAGGAGUUGGAGUACACCUUUGACCUGGGAUUGGCCAAGGAGGACGCCAAGAGGAUGGCGAUUAAAGAGGAGGCGUACGACCCGGGCUACGAGGCGGCCUUCGGCGGCGCAUAUGGCGAGGGCGGGCCUGGGCCUGAGGAGGGCCAGAGCAACGGCAACGGUCACUGUAACUUCUCGUCGGCGGAAAACACAGUUUCAGACGCUGUCGAGAAGGCAGACACUUCCCAACUUCCUGCCGCCGCCGCCGCUGCCACAGAGGGACAACUCCCAGACGGACAGUGGAUGAUGCAGUCUUUUGCUGAUCAGAUUCCAGACAUUGGUGGCUCUAAAGAGCCCCAGGCAUGGGCGGGCAAUGUAUAAGGAAGGGGAUAGGGCUACUGACGAGCCCUAUCUGGACGUACAGAGACCUCAACCCACACAUCCUUAAUCCCCUCCUUCAACAAGACGCUGCACCUCAGUUUGAAGACUCAAAUUGUAGCCUUUUCAUUUUUUUGUCAAGUUGUAUUAGCCAUUUUAGGGAUUUACAUGUUUAACUACUUGAUAGAUGGAAUUUUCUAAAUUGAUAAUUGAGGAUUUUUGAAUGUUUUAUCCUGUUUUGUCAUAUCAUGUGUGUUUUGAUUGCCCUCAAGGCGGUCUUAAAUAUGUGAAAUCAGGGACUUGACAAUGAUUCUUGAUUGUCUUUGGAGAUAGUCACCUAUUUAAACCUUUUGGUUAUUUUGUUGUCAUACUGUACUUGGCCACAGGACGGAGCAGUAGGUGUAAGCAAAGCGGGACACAGUUCUGAUAUUACAAAUGGCCCUAAAUCAGACUUUUACACAUGAACAGUCAGUCCCAAAUUAACCUGUGGCAAAACACACACUGUAUGCUACUGGAAGUCAUACAUUGUGAAGUUUAGGAUUAGCUAGUAUUCUAGUUGUAUUCAUUCUGUGCCUUUUUUUGAGGAGAACAGGUACUGAGUGAUAUGUGAACAAACUAAACAUGGUCAAAAAAAGUGAUUCCACAGAGAGAUGUUUCAGCARUUUCUUCACAAGCCUUUUUAUAGUGGAUUUACAACACUGAAGGUGGGUGCUGUUCUCUUGUUGCUUUAUAAUCUGUAUGUUAUGUUUAGUAUGUUUCUGAACAUUUUUGUUCAUUAAAGCUAAAAUCCUUAAAACUUUA